Messenger RNA from Teleopsis dalmanni, 2836 nucleotides. Its product is annotated as NADPH oxidase 5-like. The coding region runs from base 1 to 2670 and encodes 889 amino acids. The record is from RefSeq and is a predicted model, not a curated record. The transcript has 10 exons. Gene Ontology annotation, biological process: defense response; superoxide anion generation. NCBI's taxonomy places the organism in Eukaryota, Metazoa, Arthropoda, Insecta, Diptera, Diopsidae. Gene Ontology annotation, molecular function: superoxide-generating NAD(P)H oxidase activity. Gene Ontology annotation, cellular component: NADPH oxidase complex; plasma membrane.
AUGAAAAUCGAUCGUUGGCUUGUACCAAUCUCUCAAGAUAGCUCCGCAAAAAAAUCAAAAUCGAAAUCAAAAAAAUUAAAGGAUUGCCUCUGGAUACCGUAUCAAUUCACACCCGCUUAUAUGAAAAAUAACCAAGUAUUCGUUUCGUACCUCUUCGUAUAUAUUGCAGUCAACUUAUGUCUCUUCAUCUCACGUGCCAUUCAAUAUCGAGCCAGUAAUGGAUUUGUCAUUAUAGCCAGAGCCUGCGGUCAGUGUCUUAACUUUAACUGUGCGUGGGUGCUCGUACUUAUGUUACGACAUUCCCUUACCUAUCUACGUUCGCACGGUUUAUCAACAUAUCUGCCACUAGAUCAUCACAUAUAUCUGCAUAAACUGACAGGCAUAGUCAUCUCGAUUCUAAGCCUGAUACAUACUUUAAUGCAUUUAUUUAAUUUUACAAUAAUUGUAGUAAAUGAUGAAAGAAUAAAUGCUGGGCACUAUACAAUAAUCGAAUGGUUAUUAACAGAUCGGCCGGGUUUAUUUGGUCUAAUACCAGGUUGCGCGAACCCUACUGGAGUGGCUCUAUUUGUUAUUUUGCUAAUAAUGUUCAUAUGCUCCCAGCCGUUCGUGCGGCGUAAGGGCUCAUUUGAAAUAUUUUAUUGGACCCAUCUUCUCUAUAUACCGUUUUGGAUUUUAACUCUAUUUCAUGGACCAAACUUUUGGAAGUGGUUUUUAGUGCCUGGCCUUGUGUAUAUAGUUGAACGUAUACUUCGCUAUGUAUGGAUGCGAGGUGAACACGGCAAGACGUACAUAAGUUCUGGUCUAUUAUUGCCAUCGAAAGUUAUACACUUGGUCAUUAAGAGACCUUUCAACUUUAAUUUUCGUCCUGGUGAUUAUGUGUUUGUGAAUAUACCAGCUAUUGCUAAUUAUGAAUGGCAUCCAUUUACUAUAAGCUCUGCACCUGAACAAGAAGAUUAUAUGUGGUUGCAUAUACGUACCGCAGGUGAAUGGACCAAUCGUUUGUAUCAGUAUUUUGAAAAAGAGCAACAUCGUUUACAUCAAGGGGGAGAUGUACCACAUUUGCAGGCAAUUGCAACAAGUUUCUGUCAAGUAAAUGAAACUAACACCAAUGCAAUUAUGUCCUCAACACCACAAACUGAUUUUCUUGCACAAAAUCUAGCAAAAAUACAACAGUCAUCAGCAUAUGUUGAUGUGCCCAUACGACCACCAAGAAAAAAUUUUACACCAUCGAAAUUAGCCACAGAGAGUCACACUAAUGCGUCUCACAGUAAUGGAAACUCUAACGCACCCAUUAACCGUAUACAAAGUAUUAAACGCACAUUGCAACGCACUUUCUCUCGCAAGGAUUCACAGGCAAGGCGUUCAACAGGAGUUUCGAAUGAAGCUUUUAUUGCAGAUGAGUAUGAUACCUAUGGAAAAUCAAUAGAUCUUAGUCGACGACGAAUUUUAACAGAUAAGAAACUACAAAAUCUUAACUAUAAACCACCAUUAGAAAAAAGUAUAUCCCUUCCCGAUAUUGAAGUGAAGUCUAAGAAAAGAGCACGUCUAAAAGCGAUACGUGCCUUAGGGCGUUCGGAAUCUGAACGAUCAUUUGAUGAAACACGUUUAAGACGUGCACGUUGUCAAAGUGUAGGUUUGGCCUACCUCAGUCCACAAAAUAAAUCCUUAGCGCAAAGUUUUCGUUAUAUGCGUAAUAAACCUACAAUAAUUGCCUUCAAAACUCCAAGCAUGGAAAACUGUGAUCCACAAGCAAAAAUGGCUGAAAGCAAUCCAGUUCCACACUCCAUAAUGGCUGCUGAGGAAGGAAAAGUACAAGCAGCAAACACUUCAUAUUCACAACAAACCACUGAUUUAGAAGUAGCGAAGAGUACAGAUUAUCAAGCUGCGAAACCUCUGGAGGAUUCUUACUCUGCGACUACUAAAACCCGACGUUUGCGUAGACCUACUUUUUUGCGUACACUGUCAACAUCUAUAAAGAAUCGUGGCUGUAAUGGCAGCUUACCCACACAUGGUUCCACUAACUCUGGGAAGGUUACACUAGAUGCAGGCGUUUUAGAGAUAUUCAUUGAUGGACCUUAUGGAGCACCAUCAAGUCAUAUAUUUGGUGCACAACAUGCUGUACUUAUCGCUACAGGUAUUGGUGUCACGCCGUUUGCAUCAAUUUUGCAAUCCAUAAUGCAUCGUUAUUGGAAAGCAAGACAUACAUGCCCACGUUGCAACCAUGAAUGGGCCAGUGAUAUACCCAAAACUGUGAUGAACCUUAGAAAAGUAGAUUUCUUUUGGAUUAAUCGUAAUCAGCGAUCAUUUGAAUGGUUUGUUAAUUUACUUUCACAGUUAGAAAUUGAACAAGCUGAACUAGGACACGCCAUGGAAAGAUUUCUCGAUAUGCAUAUGUAUAUAACAAGCGCACUACAACGAACGGAUAUGAAGGCUGUGGGCUUGCAACUAGCUUUGGAUUUACUUCACGAAAAGGGAAAACGCGAUCUUAUAACAGGACUCAAAACACGAACAAAUGCUGGUCGCCCUAAUUGGGAUAAAGUCUUCAAGCAGCUGCAAGCGCAAAAGAAAGGCAAAGUCACUGUUUUCUAUUGUGGACCACCUCAACUGGCGAAAACUUUACGUUUUAAAUGCGAUGAAUAUGGAUUUGCAUUCCGAAAAGAAUGUUUUUAAAUUCCGAAAGAAAUUUAUUUGAAUUUAAAGCAACUAUUUUCUUCUUUUUAUUUAUUGAGACUAGAUGCUUGGCGUAGUUUUAAAAGGUUUCGGGAUAUGUUUAGUGUAGUUUAUGUUUUAAUUUAAAUUUGUUGAAUUUAAUUAUUUUUAAUAUUGUUGUUGUAUU